This is a messenger RNA of Colias croceus (clouded yellow), 2222 nucleotides long. Its product is annotated as E3 ubiquitin-protein ligase MARCHF5. Gene Ontology annotation, molecular function: zinc ion binding. The record is from RefSeq and is a predicted model, not a curated record. Bases 354 to 1334 code for a protein of 326 amino acids. Lineage: Eukaryota; Metazoa; Arthropoda; Insecta; Lepidoptera; Pieridae. The transcript has 4 exons.
AAUUUCAUUCGCUUUUGGCUUUUCAGUUUUCAUAAUUUACACUUUAUAUAGUUUACACUUCAUGUUUGUCUCUGUGAUGUUUGUCACAACGUCGUGUGUUGACCUGCCAAGUGAAAGCGAAUAACGAUAAAGAUUUCACAGUACAUUUCGAUUUAUCUGCUAUCUACACAUAUCGUGUCGAAAUCAUAAAGGUGACAAAAAUAUCCUUUUGUGUUUGUGUACAGUGGAUUGGCAAAGGUGCGCAAUAAUCAUAAUUUUUGCAACAAUAGUUUUGUUUUGAUAAUCUUAUUGACAUUUGUAGCCACGCAUAGGUGAUUUAAAGUCGUGUAGGUUGUUUUGGAAGUAUUUUAGUAAUGUCUGGUGAGGAUAAAGACAUGAACGGUGAAGUGGGUUCGACGAUAAAUUCCCAAGCUUUACAAGCCGCUGACGAUGAGAAUUUGAAAUCGUGUUGGGUAUGCUUUGCGACAGAACAGGACGACAGACUUGCUGCGUGGGUUCAGCCUUGCAAAUGUAUUGGAACUACUAAGUGGGUACACCAAAGCUGCCUCCAGCGGUGGGUGGACGAAAAACAGCGAGGCAACAUCAGCAGAAAGGUCCUCUGUCCUCAAUGCAAAGCGGAGUACAUAGUCGUGUUCCCCUCGAUGGGGACGUUUGUAGCGCUCCUGGAUGCUAUGGAAGAGAUCACGCACAAGAUCAGCCCGUUCAUAGCUGGUGGUGUGCUCCUGGGAUCGAUAUAUUGGAUCGCUAUUACCUAUGGUGCUGUUACUGUUAUGCAAGUAGUCGGUCACAGAGAAGGUCUAGAGAUGAUGGAGUCAGCUGACCCGCUGGUGCUUCUCGUAUUGCUUCCCACGAUACCGGUGACGCUGAUCAGCGCCAAGAUGUACAACUGGGAGGACUCCGUGCUGCUGUUCUUGAGGAAAUACUGCGCGAAGAUACCGGCGCUCACGUACAUCCUGCCGUUUGGCAACGUCGAAGGUGACAGAGCACAGAUCGUCACAGGGCCGACGAACCCAGCAAAUCAAAAUGGCAACUCACAUUUAUCACCCACUAGAAUAUUCUGUUCCGCCCUCCUCCUCCCUACAAUUUCAACAAUUAUAGGGAAAAUUUUCUUCAGAUCAAUUAGAAAUAACCUACACAGAACAAUACUUGGCGGACUCACAUACAUCACGCUAAAAGGCGCGUUAAAAAUCUACCACAAACAAAUGCUAUACAUACGCCAUUCUAGCAGAAAAAUAUUAGACUACACAGAGUCAAAUCUCAAAUUGUACAGAAGUUCGAAUCACGUACACCCAGACUCGGUAACAACGAGAGACGAUUCUGAACAAGUCGUUUGAAAUAUAGAAAAAAAAACAAACACUAGUGCAUGAAGUACUUGCCAUAUGUAAAAAAAAACAACGACGGCCAAGGAACGACAUUGACAUUGACAUAUAAUACAGAUUAUGUAGAUUUUAACAUGACAUAACUUUUUUUACGGCGCUAGAUGGCGCUGUAACAAGUGUGAUCGGGAUAUAACGAAUGUCGUUUAUUUUGAUUUAAAAUAAAGACUUUUUGAAUGUAAAUAUUUGACUUUAUUUAUUAUAUCGUUUGCUACUUGAUUGGGAAUUAAACGAUUUAUUUGACGGUGCUGAUUUCAUUCGAUCAGUUUUUUAAAAUGUAAAUUUCGUACGUUUUUAAAAUUGGCAUGUGGGUUUAUAGUUUUUAUGUAAAUAUAUUUGGAAUGUUUGAUUUAUCAAAUUGUAUUUGUUCGUAAUGCGCAAUUUAUUCACAAUAUGGAAACUACUGAAUUAGUAUUAAUUUUGUAAUAUUACGAUAAUACUGUUUUAUUAAUUGUAUAAAUGUAUAAUAUUGUCCAAUAUAUUUUAAUAUUAAUAGAAAAUUUCUUACCUUUAAUUGUAACAUUCAACGGAUUGCAAUAGAUAAAUAAUUUAAAUGUACCUAAAUAAUGUAUAAUAAAGCAGUAAUUUAUUAAAAAAAUACAAAUGGGAUUUUUUUUGUUGUUAUUUUGGAAAAGGUCGGAAUAACAGUAAAAUAGAUAUAAUUAUAAUUACGUGUAAUAAAGAUAAAAAAUGUCUGUGUUCCGUUUUCCAUGACAUUUUAAUUAAUUACUCUUACACUGUUCUGAUGAAUUGUAUUUGUUUCAAUGAUUAAAGGAAUCAUAUCGAGCUUGUAUAAUGCUUUGCCUUUUGAUUUAACGAAAUGUUAAUAAAGCGCUUUAUACUGAA